AUGUUCCAAAUGCUUCAAACUGUGGGUCAGUUUAGUGGGAUGCCCACAGAGGAUCCUCACCUUCACCUUCGCUUGUUCAUUGAAGUAAGUGACUCUUUCAAGCUACCCGGAGUGACAGAGGAUGCAUUGAGACUAAAUUUGUUCCCAUACUCCUUGAGAGAUAGAGCCAGAGCUUGGUUGAACUCCUUGCCAUCUGAUUCCGUGAGUACUUGGCAAGAGUUGGCUGAGCGGUUCUUGAUGAAGUAUUUUCCUCCCACUAAAAAUGCCAAGCUUCGCAAUGAGAUUACUUCAUUUCAACAACUUGAUGAAGAAUCCUUAUAUGAGGCAUGGGAGCAGUUUAAGGAGUUGUUACGCAAAUGCUCUCACCAUGGCAUUCCUCAUUGCAUCCAAAUGGAAACCUUCUAUAACGGUCUUAACGCUCAUACUAGGAUGGUGGUUGAUGCUUCAGCGAACAGAGCUCUUCUUGCUAAGUCCUAUAAUGAGUGGCCCACUUCUAGAUUGUCUACCGGUAGAAAGGUUACCGGUAUUCAUGAUGUAGAUGCCAUCACUUCUUUGGUGGCCCAAGAGUCUUCUAUUUCUAAUAUGCUCAAGACAAUGAAUAUGGUGAUGAAUCAAUCAAGGGGGCAGCCUAUGGGGACACAAAUGGGGCAAAUGGAGAGCAUUUCUUGGGUGUAUUGUGGUGAGGGUCAUACUUUUGAUAACUAUCCUUCUAAUUCGGCAACUGUAUGUUAUAUGGGGAACCAAAAUAGGAAUGGUACUUAUUCUAAUUCCUACAACCCAUCAUGGAGGCAACACCCCAAUUUUUCAUGGAGUAAUCAAGGAGCUGGCCCUAGUAAUCCUUCGAUGCCUCCAAGACCAAAUUUUCCACCGGGUUACCCCCCUCAAGCACCACAACAACAGACAAUGCAAUUUAGCUCUCUUGAGAGCAUGUUGAAGGAAUAUAUAGUGAAGAAUGAAGCCAUGAUUCAGAGCCAAUCGGCUUCAUUGAGGAACUUAGAAAACCAAGUUGGGCAACUAGCUAAUGAGCUUAGAAAUAGACCCCACGGUACACUGCCAAGUGAUACCAAGAAUCCAAGGAGUAUGGGGAAGGAACAUUGUAAAGUUGUCACUUUGAGGAGUGGAAAGGAGUUGGAGAAGGACAAGACCGAGUCUGGGCAUGAGGGUGAGCCCUCUUCAAUCCAAAUAAAUGAGGAAUUCCAAAAAGAUACUGAACUUCCUAGUGCACAAAAAUCUACCUCUGCCCAGGAUACUGCAGGCAUACCGCAGCAUUGUCAACCAGCAAGCUCAAUUUCAAAGAAGCCACCUCCAUUUCCUCAACGUUUUCAGAAGCAAAAGUUGGAUUCUCAAUUCAAGAAGUUUCUAGAUAUGUUGAAGCAGUUGCAUAUCAACAUCCCACUGGUAGAGGCACUUGAGCAAAUGCCUAACUAUGUAAAAUUCAUGAAAGAUAUUCUUACAAGGAAGAGAAGGUUAGGAGAAUUUGAGACAGUGGCUCUUACCAAGGAAUGUAGCUCAUUCUUGCAAAACAAGCUGCCACCGAAGAUGAAAGAUCUUGGGAGUUUCACCAUUCCAUGUACCAUUGGUAAUUCUUAUUGUGGCAUGGCAUUAUGUGACUUGGGUGCUAGUAUAAAUCUGAUGCCUAUGUCUGUGUAUAGACAAUUAGGGAUUGGUGAAGUCCGACCUACCACAGUGACUCUACAACUUGCAGAUAGAUCUCUUGCUUAUUCAGAUGGGAAGAUUGAGGAUGUCUUGGUAAAAGUUGAUAAGUUCAUUUUCCCAGUUGAUUUCAUUGUGUUGGAUUAUGAGGCAGACAGGAAGGUACCAAUCAUUCUAGGGAGGCCUUUUCUAGCUACUGGUAGAACUUUGAUUGAUGUGCAAAAGGGUGAACUUACUAUGAGGGUUCAAAAUGAGCAGGUGACUUUCAAUGUAUUCAAGGCUAAGAGAUUUCCAGAAGAGGUCGAAGAGUGUUCUGUGGUUUGCGGAUUUUGCUAA
Molecule: messenger RNA, 1989 nt
Organism: Humulus lupulus (European hop)
Lineage: Eukaryota; Viridiplantae; Streptophyta; Magnoliopsida; Rosales; Cannabaceae
Exons: 2
Coding region: 1-1989 (662 amino acids)
Source: RefSeq, a predicted model, not a curated record